This is a messenger RNA of Peromyscus leucopus (white-footed mouse), 2436 nucleotides long. RefSeq names its product leucine zipper and EF-hand containing transmembrane protein 2 (gene Letm2). Gene Ontology annotation, molecular function: ribosome binding. Gene Ontology annotation, biological process: intracellular monoatomic cation homeostasis. Gene Ontology annotation, cellular component: mitochondrial inner membrane. Lineage: Eukaryota; Metazoa; Chordata; Mammalia; Rodentia; Cricetidae. The record is from RefSeq and is a predicted model, not a curated record.
GUGGUUGAGGUUUCCAGGGGAUGGGGUGGGAACUAGACGGGGAACCUCCUUUUCUGCGCGAUUGCCAGCUAGCAGAGUUGCCGCCAGUAGCUGAAAAGCGAGCGGCUCGGGGUGGAGAACGGUUUUAGUUAAAGGUACAGAGCUGACUUAGUUCGGGCUCCGGAGAUUGCAGUCACGCUGGGAUUGGGGUCCGUUUCCAUCUGCAUCUGAACCAUGAGAGAGGUAUCAUUAUAUCGUCGCUGCUACACACAUGAAAUGAGUUGAAUAUUUUUUGACUUCUGGGUUGACGGUAGCUUGGCCAAACAGUUAUGGGAAACGGACUGACAAUGAAUCCAGGAUGUUUACUUUUUACUUGUAUUUUCUGAUUACAGAUAAAGAUGUCUUUCUCCUUUUAACCGCCGCAGCAGAUUACUAGACACUAUUGACAAGAAAUAAAAAAAGCCUUUGGAGGCCAUAUCGUCUUCACGAGCACCUUCUUAGAACCCAUUUCUGUGUUUUGGGAUGGCAAAAGGACCAUUUUCACAUCCAGAGCUAAGAAAACACUGUGACUGUUGGAAAUGAACUUGAAGGAAUUUUACACCUUGACUAUGCAAAACUCUGCCCUUGCAUUGGUUUUUUAAAAAUAACUAAAUUCUGCUAUUUAAUUGAUGCCUUUUUAAAAUACUAAAUUAUUUACUUCUUUUGCCUAGGUCUCUGUGUUGGCUAGUUGAAACAAAAAAAUAAAUAUGGCCUUCCACAGUUAUAAUUCAUUCUUAGCUAUUUUGUGGACAAGAUUGCCUAGCCAUUUUGUCUAUCCUUCCUGCUCUCACUCCCCAUCACUUGCAUCUCUCCACUUGCCAGAUUCUCAUUUACGUGUGACCUAUGUGAAAAACUAUGGAAGCAGGAAGUACUCCUAUCCCAGUCUGCCAGGCAACAAGGUCCAUCCUUUACGAACCAGACUCACACAAAAACUACACACAUCGACUUGCUGGCUACAAAAUGUCCCCAAUAAACCUCAGCCGGAGCAAAUCCCAGAAAUGCCUAAGCCGCCAACAAUCCCUCAGCCUCCCAAAGAAGCGAAGACAGAUGCAGAAGAGAAGCGAUCUUUUGGACAAAAAAUCAUGGACGAAUUUAAACAUUAUUACAAUGGAUUCUCUUUACUUUGGAUUGACACCAAAGUCGCUGCCAGAAUAGUUUGGAGGCUGCUGCAUGGACAGACGCUAACGAGACGAGAGAGGCGAAGGCUAUUGAGAACUUGCGCUGAUGUCUUCCGCUUGGUUCCAUUUAUGGUGUUCAUAAUUGUACCUUUCAUGGAAUUCCUGAUACCAGUGUUUCUGAAGCUCUUCCCAGACAUGUUGCCAUCAACUUUUGAAAGUGAAUCCAAAAAGGAAGAAAAACAGAAAAAGAAGAUGGCUGCAAAAUUGGAAAUAGCAAAAUUCCUUCAGGAGACAAUGACAGAAAUGGCGAGGAGAAACCGAGCCAAGCUGGGAGACGACUCCUCACAGCUCUCCUCCUAUGUAAAACAGGUCCAAACAGGCCACAGGCCCAGCACUAAGGAGAUAGUUCGCUUCUCUAAACUCUUCGAGGAUCAGUUGGCCCUGGAACACUUAGAUCGCCCCCAGCUGGUUGCCCUGUGCAAGCUGCUGGAAUUGCAGUCCUUUGGAACAAACAAUUUGCUCCGCUUCCAGCUCCUCAUGACGCUGAAGUCCAUAAAAGCAGAUGACCAAAUAAUUGCCCAAGAAGGGGUGAAGACUUUGAGCGUGUCAGAACUACAGGCUGCCUGCCGGGCCCGAGGGAUGAGAUCGCUAGGCCUCACAGAGGAGCAACUGAGGCAGCAGCUCACAGAGUGGCUGGACCUCCACCUGAAGGAGAAUGUGCCCCCUUCCCUUCUGCUCCUGUCUCGAACCUUCUACCUGAUAGACGUGAAGCCAAAGCCUAUCGAGCUGCCACCGAGCAUAGAGGUUCCCAAGACAAACCCUGUCGUUCUGCCAUCUACACCCCGUGAGUCACAAGAAGAGGUUGUCGAUCCUGCACCUCAGCUGAAGGAAACCAAGGAUGAAGAAUUUAUACAGCUGUCCCCAGUACCAUCCCCACUCAUCACACCAUCAGCAACCAUUUCCAAAGAAGCAAUCCUCCAGGCCAAAUCCCAGAAGACCUCCCAGAACAGCAAGGCGAAUUCCAAAGGAGCCUAAGGACCCCUUGAAGAUGGAGCUCACUCUCUCCAGUCACUGUCCCCUCAGCAGUGACAUCCAUGAAGGAAUUCUAAGCUAAGACUGUCUAGCUUGAGAUAAAGGAUGAGUCAUUAAGUCGUUGGAGGCCUCGUGACCAUUCCAGAGCCUCCAGCAGUGACACCAUGUUCAGGCCAUUUAGAGAAGCUUAAUUGCAGUCUAUGUCUACUGUAUCAAUGUGUCGUCCCACUAAACUUCGUAUAAAGCCCACUCCCACGUUGUUUCGGAA